Messenger RNA from Labrus bergylta (ballan wrasse), 2252 nucleotides. Lineage: Eukaryota; Metazoa; Chordata; Actinopteri; Labriformes; Labridae. The record is from RefSeq and is a predicted model, not a curated record.
ACAUCACACGGCCUGUCCUGUGAAGUGUGUAAGUUUAAAGCUCAUAAACGCUGUGCGGUCAGAGCCACUAAUAACUGUAAGUGGACGACGCUGGCUUCUAUCGGGAAGGACAUCAUCGAGGACGAGGACGGGGUGUUCAUGCCUCACCAGUGGCUGGAGGGGAACCUGCCGGUGUCUGCUAAGUGCACCGUGUGUGAGAAGACGUGUGGCAGCGUCCUCCGGCUGCAGGACUGGAGGUGUCUCUGGUGCAAGGCCAUGGUGCACUCUGGCUGUAAGGAGCAGCUGUCCUCGAAGUGUCCUCUGGGUCAGUGUAAAGUGUCCGUCAUCCCUCCGACCGCUCUGAACAGCAUCGACUCUGACGGUUUCUGGAAGGCUUCGUGUCCUCCGUCCUGCACCAGCCCGCUGCUCGUCUUUGUCAACUCCAAGAGCGGAGACAACCAGGGCGUCAAGUUCUUGAGACGCUUUAAACAACUGCUGAACCCUGCUCAGGUGUUUGACCUGAUGAACGGAGGACCACACCUGGGUCUGCGUUUGUUCCAGAAGUUUGACACGUUCAGGAUCCUUGUUUGUGGAGGAGACGGCAGCGUCGGCUGGGUUCUGUCCGAGAUUGAUGCUCUCACACUACACAAACAGUGUCAGCUGGGAGUUCUUCCUCUGGGAACCGGGAACGACCUGGCCAGAGUCCUUGGCUGGGGAUCGGCCUGUGACGACGACACGCAGCUGCCCCAGAUCCUCGAGAAACUGGAGAGAGCCAGCACCAAGAUGUUAGACAGGUGGAGCAUUAUGGUCUAUGAGACCAAGUUUCCACGACAACACUCUGCCUCCACGGUCACUGAAGACUGUAGCGAAGAUUCAGAGGUCCAGCAGAUUCUGACCUAUGAAGACUCAGUUGCAGCUCACCUGUCAAAGAUUCUGACCUCAGACCAGCACUCUGUCGUCAUCUCAUCGGCCAAGGUCCUGUGUGAGACGGUGAAGGAUUUGGUGGCUCGUGUUGGGAGAGCGUAUGAAAAGAACACGGAGAGUUCAGAGGAGUCAGACGCCAUGGCUAAGAAGUGUGGGGUUCUGAAGGAGAAGCUCGACUCGCUCUUAAAGACUCUGAACGAGGAGUCUCAGGCCUCCACCCUGCCCCCCCCAGCUCCUCCCCCGACCAUCGAAGAGGAGCAGGAGGAGGCCGAAGGAGUCGCACCACCUCCUCCUCUUCCUCCUCUUCCUCCUCUUCCUCCUCUCCCUCCUCUCCCCCCCUGCUCCUCUCGCUCGUCCUGCUCUGCAGCAGCAGCCAUCUUUAAACCCCGAGAGCAGCUGAUGCUGAGAGCCAACAGUCUGAAGAAAGCCAUCAGACAGAUCAUCGAGCACACGGAGAGAGCUGUGGAUGAGCAGAAUGCUCAGACUCAGCAGCAGCUCUUCUGUCUGAGUCGGGCGGAGGAAGACGAGGGUCUGGUGGAGGAGGAAGAGGAGGAGGAGGUGGAGGAAGAUAAAAUGUCUCUACAGUCGUCCUACAGCAGCAAACACCGCAACACCCGCAGAGUCAGUAAGACGCCCUGUGAGAAGCUGAUCAGUAAAGGAAGCUCUGCAUCUCUUCCUGUCCAGACAGGAAGUAGGGAGAACAUCCCCAUGCUGAAUUCAAAGAUCCUCUAUCCAGGUCUCAGAGGGAUCUCUGGCUCUCUGUCCAGCAGUUCUGUGAUCAGUCGAUUGUUGGUCAAUGCCGACCCUUUCAGCUGUGACCCUGACAACAUGGACUGCUACACUGAGAAAUGUGUCAUGAACAACUACUUUGGAAUCGGACUGGACGCAAAAAUCUCUCUAGACUUCAACAACAAGAGAGACGAACAUCCAGAGAAGUGCAGGAGUCGCACUAAGAACAUGAUGUGGUACGGAGUCCUGGGUACCAAAGAGCUGCUGCACAGAACCUACAAAAACCUGGAGCAGAGGGUCCUGCUGGAGUGUGACGGGCGGCCGAUCCCUCUGCCCAGUCUUCAAGGCAUUGCCGUGCUCAACAUCCCCAGCUAUGCAGGAGGAACCAACUUCUGGGGGGGAACCAAAGAGGACGAUACAUUCACAGCUCCGUCCUUCGAUGAUAAGAUCCUGGAGGUGGUGGCGGUCUUUGGCAGCAUGCAGAUGGCUGUUUCUCGAGUCAUUAACCUGCAGCACCACCGCAUCGCUCAGGUACACUUCCCUCUUUUCCCUUUUUCUCGGGCUGCGCGUCUCUCCCCCAUCUUCAAUACCUCUUUCCAGAGUGUUUAUGUCCGAUCAGC